ACGGUGGCUUCCGAAAUGAAUCGCCUCUACCAGCUCUUCCUGCAGAGAAACCCGCUCUUCAAGGGGGGGGUCUCCAUUGCGGGGCACAGCCUGGGGUCUCUCAUUCUGUUCGAUCUCCUGACGAACCAGAAAGCUGCUCCCGAGGAGGACGAGCGCAGCGAGGAGGGGUCCCGCUCAACCUCGAGCAGCAGCGGUACGGAGGAGGUAAAAGAAAUCCUGAAGAAGCUGGAGCUGUCCGAAUACUGCGAUGUCUUUGAGAAGGAGAAAAUGGACAGGCAAGCCCUGUUUUUGUGCACAGAGAAAAAUCUGAAAGAAAUGGGAAUUCCCUUAGGACCAAGAAUGAAGAUACUCCAUUACAUCAGCUCCGAGAGGGAGAUGCAGGUGCUUGGACCACCAGCACGGGGUUUGCCUCAUGAGGCAAAUCCGAGUCUCCCUCUCUUCUAGGUCUCGGCAAACUAUCCUCAGCUAAACUACAAGCCCACCAUCUUCUUUGCUUUUGGGUCUCCCAUCGGGAUGUUUCUCACAGUGCGCGGAGUGAAGCGGAUCGACCCAAACUACAGCCUGCCCACCUGCAAAGGCUUCUUCAACAUCUUCCACCCUUUUGACCCGGUGGCGUACAGGAUCGAGCCCAUGAUCGUCCCAGAUGUGGAGUUUGAGCCCAUGCUGCUGCCUCACCACAAGGGCAGAAAGAGGAUGCACCUCGAGCUGAAGGAAGGGCUGACGCGCAUGAGCGUGGACCUGAAGAACAACUUGCUGGGGUCCCUGCGGGUGGCCUGGCAGUCCUUCACCCGUGCCCCGCUGCCAGCCGUGGAGGCGGCGAGCGCCGACGCCGAAACAGAAAAAAAGGAGAAGCAGCCCGACACAAAGCCAGAGGAGACCCCCCCAGCAGUGAAGGAAGAGGCCUCCUUCAUUAACGUGGGGAGGCUGAACGGAGGGAACCGCAUAGACUACGUGCUGCAGGAGAAGCCAAUAGAGAGCUUUAAUGAGUAUCUCUUUGCACUGCAGGGGCACCUCUGCUAUUGGGAGUCGGAGGACACGGUUCUGCUGGUUCUGAAGGAGAUCUACCAGACACAAGGCGUUACGCUGGAUCAACCUUUGCCAGGGGGCCAGUGA
Molecule: messenger RNA, 1113 nt
Organism: Apaloderma vittatum (bar-tailed trogon)
Lineage: Eukaryota; Metazoa; Chordata; Aves; Trogoniformes; Trogonidae
Gene: DDHD2
Product: DDHD domain containing 2
Exons: 9
Cellular component (GO): COPII-coated ER to Golgi transport vesicle
Molecular function (GO): triacylglycerol lipase activity; protein binding; metal ion binding
Source: RefSeq, a predicted model, not a curated record